UCCGAAUUCCGGGUACAUGGGUUGUGUGCUGCCACAUUUACUCCUCUCAAGGACGAUGGGGAGUUAAAUUUGGACUACAUCGGUGUCUAUUGUGAUCACUUAGUUUCCCAGGGUGUCAUGAAUAUAUUUGUGAACGGCACAACUGGAGAAGGUCCGCUACUGACUCUUGACGAAAGGAAACUAGUCGCUGAAGCCUGGGUCAAAGCAGGAAGAGGCAAAUUAGAUAAAAUAAUCAUACAUGUUGGCACAACCAAUCUAAAAGAUACACAAUGUUUGGCUCAACACGCCGAGAAAAUUGGAGCUCACGCGAUAUCAACAAUUCCACCCACAUUCUUCAAGCCUAAGAGUGUAGGUUCCUUAGUGAAAUAUUGCAAGGAUGUCGCCGGUGCCGCUCCCACACUACCCUUCUUUUACUAUCAUAUACCACAGAUUACAGGCGUUGAAUUUAUGAUGCUGGAUUUCCUGAAAGCUGCGAAGAGUGAGAUUGCUACUUUAAGAGGCAUCAAGUACUCAUGGUUGGACCUGGUAGACGCUGCACAUUGUCUGAGGUUUAACGAUGGGAAGUACCAGAUCAUGUGGGGGAGAGACGAGCAACUUCUGACUGCCCUUGUACUGGGUAUAGAUUCAGCAGUUGGCAGCACCUACAACUUCAUGCCACGCUUAUAUCAGAGAAUGAUCGAGGCGUUCGAAAAAGGCGACAUAUGGGUGGCUCAGAAAGAGAUGUAUAGGAUACAAGAUGCUGUACUGGCGUUGUUCAAACACGAGUCUGGUAUUGGGCCGUUGAAGGCAAUAACACAAUCAGUUGCACUCUCAGAUCUUGGACCAGUCAGAUCUCCCAUCGACGUACCACGAAAUGAGAACAUGGACGGCGUUUUAAAGGACCUUCAUGAUAUGGGUUUCAACGAAUGGAUUAAAUAAAAUGGUGUUGGAAUCAAGCAAUUAACUGAGAAUCAGCCUUUGUGAGAUAUCAUGGUGAUUCAUAAGAAAGAACUACGAUGUACAUCCAAUUUAGAGUACGUCACGUGAGCAUCCCUAAAUUCCAAUGGACUGCGUAAUUUAUGGUUGUGACAGACAUCUACAAGAUGUGAUUCAAGUUCAUAAUACACAUGCAGCUGAAAGCUUGAAUGAAAUGAUGAAAUGAUCAAUUAUUAAAUACAAUGGUACACCAGACACUUCUAUUUGUAUUUAUGUCCGACAGAAUGGCUCAGCUUCAUUAAAACGACAUCAAUCAGGCAGAAGCUUCAAGUAUUGACACUUAGUAUUGUUCUAUGGACAAGUAGCAAUGGGUCUACCUUGCCUGAAUUAAAACAAUGCACAUCAAUAUAUUUGCAGCCUUAAGUUUUUCAUUUUCUAAUUUGAUAUUGUAAAGUCUUACUGAAACGACAAUAAGUAAUUUCUUGGCUUUUCAUAACUGAGUUUUGAAAACACGCAGAUUGUAUCCAAUCUCACUUAAAAUGAGUUUAACAUAACUGGUCAUCUCAUAUCAAUUAAAUUGAUAUUUUUAACACUUUAAGGUCAAUGUUAUCCGGACAAGAUGCUUCAGUGAAUUAGCAUUUAUUUUUUGACAAGAUGAGACCAACUCCCAUAAUUCCCAUUCAUCAUGUGAUACAUCACGUGACACAUUGCCGCCAUA
Molecule: messenger RNA, 1633 nt
Organism: Owenia fusiformis
Lineage: Eukaryota; Metazoa; Annelida; Polychaeta; Sabellida; Oweniidae
Source: the annotation of a GenBank genome assembly